Messenger RNA from Physella acuta, 1696 nucleotides. Its product is annotated as adhesion G-protein coupled receptor G2-like. Gene Ontology annotation, biological process: G protein-coupled receptor signaling pathway; cell surface receptor signaling pathway. Gene Ontology annotation, cellular component: membrane. Gene Ontology annotation, molecular function: G protein-coupled receptor activity. The record is from RefSeq and is a predicted model, not a curated record. NCBI's taxonomy places the organism in Eukaryota, Metazoa, Mollusca, Gastropoda, Physidae.
GCAUCAUGGCGACGAUUUUGGGAGUUGGUCGUCAGAUGGCUGUAGCCUGGUGCAGACAACUGAACGGAUGUCUGUCUGCACAUGUAAUCACGCUACCAAUUUUGCGUUACUCAUGGAUGUGUAUGGUCAGCAGCGACAAGCAUCUACGGACGCCACUGAUGAUGAAGUUUUGUCAUACAUUUCGCACAUUGGAUGUGCCAUCUCAUUCGUAGCUUUGCUUAUAACUGUCUUGAUCUACACCAUGUUUAGUCGUCUGAGAAGGGACGAGCCGUCUAAGAUACUUUACAACAUGUGUUGGGGGCUACUAGCGUUUAAUCUAUGUUUUCUGUUGGGCCUUGCAAUAAAUGAUGACACGGAUGCUGUUUGGUGUAAGGGUUUGGCUGCAAGCAUGCACUAUUCGCUGCUAGCUGCAAUGUUCUGGAUGGCUGUGAAUGCCUAUCACAUGCACUUGUCGCUGAUCCGUGUUUUUAACACAUACAUCGACAAUUUUUAUCUCAAAUGCGCGCUCGCAGGAUGGGGAUCACCAUUUAUAUUUGUAGCUAUAACUUUAGCUAUAAACAAAACAGACAAUUACGGUCUGAUAUCUAGUCAUUUAUGUUGGAUUAAACAUCCUGCCAUAUACUACGGCUUGAUUGCACCCGUGGCUUGUAUUAUAUUCGUCAAUUGCAUCGUAUUUCUAAAGAUUUUACGACUGAUAGAAAAGAUGUCUACAACAAACUCAAGUGCAAUAUCAAAUUUUCGAGCGACGGCGAGCCUGUUUAUUCUGUUAGGUCUUACGUGGAUAUUUGCUUUCUGUGCAUUUGGGAAAUUUAGAAUUGUAUUCAAUUACCUCUUCGCAAUUUUCAAUUCAAUUCAGGGGCUGUUUAUUUUUACAUUUUAUUGUAUGCUGAAACAAGAAGUUGUAAUAUCUUUGAAGAAGCUGUGCAACAUCAAGUCUGAUGACUCAAAGGCCCAAAAACCUAAAGCUGGAGAGAUUUCAACAAUGUCGACCUAUCAAGAAAUUUCAAGAGCAUCAACAGAUCAAGAUUCAAGACAGCUAGAACCGAAAGUAGUCAGAAAAAAAUAAGCAAAUUAAUUGCGACCAUCUUUUAUAUGUGUUCAUCACUGAGAGUGUUGACUCGGUAGCAAAGGCAUCAAGAACCCAUUUAUAGCACACAGAUGAGUUCCAAUGCCGAGAUUAAGAGCACUGUGUAAGUAGUUUAUCAUGUUUUUGAAAAAGAAAGUAUGUAAUUGAGAAGUAACAUUUUACUUUAUAAAACACUUAACUCAAAAGUAGUAAAUGCAGCUCCAUCACAGAUAAUAAGAAUUUAGCCGAGCCGCUAGUAUUUUUAGUUGUUUUUGUUUUGUUUUUAAAUGUUACCAACCGGGUACUACUACCUUGAUCUGAAUUUAUUGCGAUGGUUUAGUAGAAUCAAAAUAUUGUCACGUCGUAACUAAUUUCUAAUAAAGAAUCAUUUAAUUUCUUUAUAGUUUACUGGCUUAUUAUAAUAUAUAUUAUGUAUACUGUAUGUAUCCUAAGAGGUAAUAAUGAAAAAGAGAUAUUUGCUUUUGAUUAUUUACUUUAUUUUUUACAAUUUAUUUUUCAAACUUCCUUCAUUUUCAAACACCACUAUGUUCUUAUUUUCAUUAAAUUGUAUUUUAAAAACUGAAUCCUUUUAUAUAUAAUAAUCGUUGUAUAUGUUUUAGUAAAACUAAG